GCAGAGCAGCAUUUUGGAAACAGUCUGCCGCCGCAUUUUUCAUGAGUACUGCAUGUGUGCAAAACCCAUGAUUAUUUUUAUUAUUUCUGUUGCUAAUUUAAGUGAUUUUCUGAUUAGCAAAUAACGAUGUUGCCAGAAGAAUAAAGCAUGAGAUGUGUUCAAGCAUUCAGGUGUUCAGGUGAUCUGAAAGUACGCACUCGACUGAAUCCCCAAACAGCAGGCCCAGCAGCUUUCAAGAACUACACAGUGUUUGAGAAGAAGUUUGAAGAGCAGAGAGGAAUUGAGUACGUCAUCAUCAGCAAAAGGCGAUUUCAAUACGAGAAGGAGUUUAAGGACCCUAAAAGAACAAGGCAGGUGUAUCAGUCAUGUCUGGAUCUCAUUCCAAACAAAAAGACGGACGCUGGAUGGGAAGAAUAUUACGACUACAUCUUCCCAGAGGACGCUGCCAAUCAACCAAAGCUGCUGUCCAUGGCCCACAUGUGGAAGAAGCAGCAACAGCAGGACCAGGAUCAGGAGAAACAAGAGGCAGAAAAGGAUGAAUCUACUGAACCCACACAGCCAAGAGACGAGCAGGAGGAAAGCAGAGAAACACAGGAGACUAUAGAGAAUGUGCCUGAUGUUCGGGACGACAGUGACAGCAGCAGCAGUGAGAGUGAAAGUGAAACUAAAAACUAAAACUGUCAUUGAGACUUUUAAUGGCUUCCCAUGGUGGAAUAUUUACUUCUGGAUGUGUCUUUAGUUUAAAAGAAACAUCUAAUAAAAAUCAACAUUUCAACA
Silurus meridionalis is the source of this 777-nucleotide messenger RNA. RefSeq names its product crooked neck-like protein 1. The record is from RefSeq and is a predicted model, not a curated record. NCBI's taxonomy places the organism in Eukaryota, Metazoa, Chordata, Actinopteri, Siluriformes, Siluridae. The coding region runs from base 148 to 675 and encodes 175 amino acids. The transcript is spliced from 4 exons.